Messenger RNA from Malassezia japonica, 1653 nucleotides. RefSeq names its product [pyruvate dehydrogenase (acetyl-transferring)] kinase (gene CTK1). Bases 1 to 1653 code for a protein of 550 amino acids. The record is from RefSeq and is a predicted model, not a curated record. Gene Ontology annotation, biological process: positive regulation of transcription elongation by RNA polymerase II; protein phosphorylation. Gene Ontology annotation, cellular component: nucleus; cyclin/CDK positive transcription elongation factor complex. NCBI's taxonomy places the organism in Eukaryota, Fungi, Basidiomycota, Malasseziomycetes, Malasseziales, Malasseziaceae. Gene Ontology annotation, molecular function: RNA polymerase II CTD heptapeptide repeat kinase activity; cyclin binding; ATP binding. The transcript is spliced from 2 exons.
AUGCGGGAAUGGAGCCGCGAGCCGCCGCCGCCGCGGCCCGGCGCAUGGGGCGCUGAUCGACGAGGAUCCGACGGGAGGGGUCCGCAUGCGCGCGACGACCGCGGCCGCGAUUUUCCGCGUAGGUCGCGCGAGGACGACAGAUACCGCUCGCCGCCUCGGAGUGCCUACGGCGCACGGUCGCGCUGGGGGCGCGACUCGCGGGGAUACAGAGAUAGAGAGUACGAUGCACGCGGGGGGUGGCGUGACGACCGCAAGCGGCGGUACGGGAGCACUUCACCCGACCGCCGCGAGAGCCGCCGCGACGAGCGGCGGCCGGACCGCCGCGAGGAUCGUUCUCGCUACGACGCGCCGCGGCGCGAGCAUGACCAAGGGCGUGUCCUCCCACGCAAGCAGCAUGCGUCUGACGCACAAGAGGCGCGCAAGGAGCCGCCGCCGUCGCGGUCGCUGAGUGAGCGUCUCGGUGACAAGCCGAUGGAGCGCGAACGGACGCAGCGCGCGCCUACCGCACGCAGCGCGCCCCGCGAGCGCGCUCCCAGCAAGCCGCAUCCGUUGGAAGAGGAUGCGCGGAAUACCCCCGCCGAUGAUGCGCGGCGCGCACAGCCCGACGGCCCUCCGCCGCCGGGCCCCCCCCGGGCCCUCCCCCGGGCCCUCCCCCUGCCCCGGUGCGACGAGGCGUACGAGAUUGUGGACCAAGUCGGCGAAGGGACCUAUGGGCAAGUCUACAAAGCGAGUGCAGAGCGCACUGGUGCGCUUGUUGCCCUCAAAAAGAUCCGCAUGGAGGCAGCCAAAGAAGGUUUCCCCGUCACCUCGAUGCGGGAGAUCAAGCUGCUGCAGUCUCUCCGCCACGAAAAUGUCAUUCGUCUGCACGAGAUCAUGACGAGUCGCACGGGAUCCGUGUACAUGGUCUUUGAGUACAUGGAGCACGACCUGAACGGCAUUCUCGUGCACCCCGACGUUGCCUUUACGCCCGCACACAAAAAGUCGCUCGCCGCGCAGCUGCUGCAAGGUCUUGCCUACCUGCACAAGCGCGCCGUGCUGCACCGCGACCUGAAAGGCUCGAACCUCUUGCUGAACAACGCAGGCAUCCUCAAGAUUGCCGAUUUUGGGCUGGCACGCACGUACUACAAGCGCCACCAAGGCGACUAUACCAACCGUGUGGUCACCCUCUGGUACCGCCCCCCCGAGCUGCUGCUCGGCGCGACGCAGUACGGCCCCGAGGUCGACAUGUGGGGCGCCGGCUGCCUCUUUCUCGAGCUCUUUACGCGCCACGCCUUUUUCCAGGGCCACGACGAGAUCCACCAGCUGCACGUCAUCACCGAGCGCCUCGGCCCGCUCGAGUCCUGGCCCGGGGUCGAGGCACUGCCCUGGUUUGAGCUGAUGCGCACGCGCGACGACGCGGAACGCAGCGCGCCCGAUACCCCUGCAUGGGCGGCCCUCGAAGCGAGUCUCUCGCCCGCCGCCCAACGGCUCGCGCGGGGCCUGCUGACCUACGACCCUACAAAACGCCUGUCUGCUGCGGAUGCACUCCAAAGCGACUACUUUACGAACGAAGAUCCCGCGCCGGAAGCCCCGGCGUCGGUCCUCGCCGCGCUCCGCGGCGAGUGGCACGAGAUGCAGUCCAAGCGCGCCCGGAAAAAGGCGCGCGCGCAGUAG